Messenger RNA from Paramuricea clavata, 567 nucleotides. Lineage: Eukaryota; Metazoa; Cnidaria; Anthozoa; Malacalcyonacea; Plexauridae. The record is from the annotation of a GenBank genome assembly.
AUGAGUAAACUUUUUGCUUUGCAGAAUGAAUUCAACUACAGCUCUCCUUACUGGACAAACAAGGAAACCUACGCAGUUGAAGAUGGACUUGAAGGUUUGAAUGAAAAGCAGACAAAACUUGCUUCUUACUGGAACACACCGUUUAACAAAAUAUGCCUCGGAAUGAAAGUCAAUGGUGCUACAAAAUGGAUAGUGUUAAACUACACCACAAACUCGUUACACAGUGUGAUCGAAGACGGGACUUUUAAAAAAACAACCGUUGGAAAGGAAGCAUGGAAGUCUCUUAUCGAUGGUUCGUCUUUGCAAGAAAACUGUAAUAAAGAAGGAUUUAAUAUACAAAUGAAUUACGCGGUUUACGCGUGGCGGUGGUACACGAACAUACGAAUUGGUUUGCUGGCAAAUAAUGAAAACCACUGCGGUAGUUGUGACUUGUGCAUUGAGUUUGGAACUUCAGUAAGUGGAUGCGAGGAUGACGUAAGGAACACAACGUGCGGCAAUAUGGCUGUUUGUGAUCAGCUGAAAAAUAAGAACACGGCAGCAUUUGGAUAUCAUAUACUCGUACAGUAG